AUGAACACCCAAGUCAUAGAUUUUGCUGAUUUUGUGCCAAAUGAUUUUGUGACAGAUUCCUCGACUUCCAACGCCAACAAUAAAAGAGCUCGUUCACAACCAUCUAUUUCAGCUUCUAAAAAAUUGAAAUCAAAUGAUGUUUCUAUAGUCUCUGAUCGCAAUUUGGAUUUAGAAAAGUUCAAAACUGGAAACAUAGUCAAGAUCAAGCUCACAAAUUUUAUAACUUUUUCAAAUGCUGAAUUCAACUUAUCGCCUCACUUAAACAUGAUAAUUGGUCCAAAUGGAACUGGGAAAUCAACUUUUGUUUCUGCUGUUUGCCUUGGUUUAGCUGGGAAACCUGAUUUGCUUGGAAGACAAAAAAAAAUUUCGGAAUUUAUCAAAAUUGGUAAUCCCUCUGCAAUAAUAGAAAUAUUUUUAUGUAAUCAUAAUGACAACAACAAAAAAAUUGGUUUCAGACCUUUAAUCAAAGUAAAAAGAAUAAUUAAUAUCAACGAAAAAUCUCAAUGGUAUUUGGAUGAUGCUCAAGUCAACGAGACAACAAUAAGAAAAAAAAUUAGCUCCUUAAAUAUUCAAUUAAAUAAUCUUUGCUCAUUUUUACCUCAGGAUAAAAUUGUGGAAUUUGCCAAAUUAAAACCGGAGGAACUAUUAUUAGAAACAGAAAGAUGCUUAAAUAACGGAAGUUUAGAAGUUAUCCAUAAAAAUUUAAUUGAUUUAGAUUUCCACUUUAAUAAAAUUAAUCAGAUUUUAUCAGAAAAAAAAUCAGACUAUCAAAAAUUAAUAGACCAAAGAAAGCUUUAUCAAAGCGAAGCUGAAAAAUUCAAAAAAUAUAAUCUUAAAAUUGAUGAAUUGAGACUUCAUUUAAAAUUAUUGCCUUAUGCAAUUAUUCAAGAUUUGAGGAAAAAUGCUAAAAUUUAUAAAAUCAGAAAAGAUAACUUGGCUUUAAAAUUAAAAGAAUUCAUGGAUUUUGAAUCCCCUUUUGACGAUAAAAUUGCAAGCUUAAAUUUAAUAGUUGAUAAAUACAAUAAUAAACUUCAUGAUAUUGACGUGAAAAAGAAGCAAAUUUUACACAAUUUAAAGAGUUUCACUGAAGAAAUAAAUAAGUUUGAUAAGUUUAUUUCCAAAUGCAAUACAAAUAUAAUAAAUCUAAAAUCUAAAUCAGAAAGAAAAAAAAUAGAAUUAAAAGAGCUUUUAUCUGAAAUAAGCUUAAUAAAUGAAGAAAAAAAUCAAGUCGACUUACCAACUCAAUUGCAAUUCGAUGAUUGUAAAGCCAAAAAGGAUCAGUUUUAUCAAUUGAGCAAUAAUUUAAAAAGAGAUCUUCUCGAAUUAAAUGAUUCAAUUACUAUAAAAACAAAUAUAAAAAACCGCAUAAUAUCAGCAACAAAUAAUUUAAAUUCUCAACUAAAUUCAAAGGAUAGAAUCGGAGUAUUGAAUAUUUCCAAUUCUGAAGCAUUUACCAAUUGUAAAAAGGCUGUGCUAUAUUAUAGAGCCAACCUAAACAGAUUUAAAGGAUUUAUAUUUGAACCUCCCAUUCUAUCAAUGAAUGUUACAGAUCAAAGAUACUCAAUUUAUUUGCAAGAAGUCAUUGAUAGCUAUACUCAAAUUGCAAUGACAGCAAAAGAUCAACAGACAUAUAACAAACUUUCUUUUGAAUUUUACGAUGACCAAAAGAUUAACGUUCCAUUCAAAUAUCUCAGUAAUAGCAGUAUUACUAGAAAUUACACUACUGAACAAUUGGGAUCUUUUGGAUUUGAUGGUUAUGCCGUAGAUUUUAUUAACGGUCCUGAUGAAGUUGUUCAAAUGUUAUGUGAGCAAAGUUUUCUAAAUGAUAUUCCUAUCAGUUUAAGAAAUUUAUCUACAAAGCAAUUAGAAUUUUUAAAAAAAAAAGAUCAAAAUGGCAGAAUUAGGUUUAGAAAAUUCAUUGCUGGUGAUUAUCUGUAUGCAUUAAGAAUAUCGCGAUAUGGUUCAAGACAAGUGAUUUAUACUACUAAUCGUAUUAAUAGAAAAAGAAACAGUUUAUUUGAUUCUUCUGGUAUAACACAAGAGCAAAGAAGCACAAUCACUGAAAAUAUCAAUGAUAAUAAACGAAAAGUAUUGGAGCUUGGUCAACAAAUUGCGAAUAUAAAAGAAAAUUUAAAAAUUAAAGGGAGUGAAUAUGAUAAUUUUAACUCUAAUUUUGAAGCUUAUAAAUCAAAAUUAAAUGAAUAUUCAAAUCAAAAAAAAAUUCAUAUUAGUCUUGAGGAAAAAACUAAAAAAUUUCAAAAAAAAGUUGAAGAAUUGAGAGAAAUAGCAGAAAAAGAUUUCACGCCAAAAAUUAUUGAAAUUGAGAAUUUUGGUAAAAAAUAUAAAAAAAUGAAGUUGAAGAAGAUAAAUGAAAUGGCUAAAUUUGUGUUUAAGAUAAAUGAACUUAAUUUUUUAAAGCUUAAGAUAAACAUGAAAAUAAUUGAGCAAACUAAUAAAAAAUUGACAAUAGAGAAUUUGAUGGAAGAUUUUCAAAAAACAAAAAGAAAACUUGAGAAUCAAUUAGAAAUUGCUAAAAAGGAAUAUGCUAAAGCGAAAAACAUUGACUAUAUUCGAAAAAUUAAAGAACAGACUAAUACGUAUACAGAUGAGGAAAAAUCCAAACUUGGCGAAUUGGCAGAAAAGUAUCAAAAAGAAGAAAAUAUGACAGAAGUGAAAAUUCAAAAUAUAAUUAAAGGAAUUGAAUCAGAAAUAUCAAUGCUUGGAGACGCUUCUUCUUCAUCUAUUGAAAAGCUUAGAAAAGUUGAGAAUGAUAUUAAAAUAUUAUCAAAGGAAAUUCCUGGUUUGGAAAAAGAGCAUAAGAAACUUUGCGAUAGAAUAAAGAAUUUACGAGAUGAUUGGGAACCCAAAUUGGAUGAGCUAAUUCAACAUAUAUCUAGAAAAUUUGCAAAAGGAUUUCGAAGUGUGGGCAGUGCAGGUGAAAUAUGUAUAAAUAAGAAAGCCAAUUUCAAAGACUGGAGAUUAGAGAUUCUUGUUAAGUUUCGAGAUAACUCUGAUUUAAGAGUUUUAGAUGCAUUUGUUCAAUCUGGUGGUGAAAGAGCUGUUUCUACAAUUUUUUAUAUUAUUAGUCUACAAGGGUUAACCAGCUCUCCAUUUAGAAUUGUUGAUGAAAUUAACCAAGGAAUGGAUCCUAGAAAUGAAAGAAUUGUUCAUGAACAUUUAGUUAACGUUGCAUGUAAUGAAGAAAACAAUGCAUCGACUCAAUAUUUUUUAAUUACCCCGAAAUUAUUGAAAUCGCUUCACUAUCACAAAAAUAUGUCUAUUCAUUGUAUAAUGGCCAACCAUAAUAUGCCAUUGGAGAUAAAUUAG
Molecule: messenger RNA, 3327 nt
Organism: Ascoidea rubescens DSM 1968
Lineage: Eukaryota; Fungi; Ascomycota; Saccharomycetes; Ascoideales; Ascoideaceae
Gene: SMC5
Product: DNA repair ATPase SMC5
Exons: 2
Coding region: 1-3327 (1108 amino acids)
Biological process (GO): double-strand break repair via homologous recombination
Cellular component (GO): Smc5-Smc6 complex
Molecular function (GO): ATP binding; ATP hydrolysis activity
Source: RefSeq, a predicted model, not a curated record